AAAUGCUUCCUUCUUUGGACAAUUAUAUCUCUUAUGGCACCGAGAUAUUCGUGCAAAAUGCUGACUUACAAGCUAGAAUAUAUGAUGUCAUUGAAACAGUUAUGAAUAGUGAUCGUAUCAAUGAAAGUGAACGUAUUUGUGCUUGUAAGUUGAUUGAAUCCGUAUUGUUGAAUUGUCGUGGAUAUGUGGAUCAAUAUGUUGGCCCAUUUCUUGGACUUGGUUUUCGUUACUUAUCUGACCUACCAAGUAUUACCACGCUAUCAUUCAAAAUAUAUUGUAUAGAAAUUAUAAUCAAUUGUCUCUACUAUAAUCCUAUUCUGACUCUCCGUAAUCUUGAAGAACGUGGUCUUACUCAAGCAUUCUUUUCGAUAUGGUUCGAACACAUUGACAAAUUUAAACGUGUUCAUGAUAAGAAACUUGUUAUUGUAGCGCUUUGUUCACUAUUAGAAUUACCUUUUGAACAAUUGCCACCUACAUUACAAGCUGGAUGGACGCAAGUUUUGGACGGUAUUCUAACAGUGUUCAAAUCUCUACCUAAAGCCGAAGAGGACCGAGAAAAUCUCGAGAAAAGUUAUGAAGACGAUGAUAGUGAUGAUUCAGAUGAACUUGAAGCCCUCGAAAAAUCGUAUGGUGAAGAUGACAACGUGGACAAUG
Molecule: messenger RNA, 654 nt
Organism: Dentiscutata heterogama
Lineage: Eukaryota; Fungi; Glomeromycota; Glomeromycetes; Diversisporales; Gigasporaceae
Source: the annotation of a GenBank genome assembly